AAGAAUCAAAUACUUUGAAUGCUUUCCCAUUUUCACUCUUCCCCCUCUGUUCUCUCUCUGUGUCUGAAAAUGUGGGCUAGUCUGAUUCAAAAUCUAAGAAUCCUUCUUCGAUUCGUACUGUUUCUAGCCCUAGCACUGGCAUCAAGGUCGCCGCCGGUUACCGCUCACUACUCGUCAUCAAGCCGUUCUCCUUCAUCGUCCUCAUCAACCGCCACGCUCUCUGAGUGGAGAUCCGCGCACGCCACCUACUACGCCGCGGCGGAUCCGCGGGACGUGGUGGGCGGAGCCUGCGGCUACGGCGACCUGGAGAAGAGCGGCUACGGCAAGGCCACGGCGGGGCUGAGCACCUCGCUCUUCGAGCGCGGCCAGAUCUGCGGCGCCUGCUUCGAGGUCAGGUGCGUGGAGGACAUCCGGUGGUGUAUUCCUGGCACGUCGAUCAUCGUCACCGCCACGAACUUCUGCGCACCUAACUUCGGCUUUCCGGCCGAUGGCGGCGGUCACUGUAACCCUCCCAACAGCCACUUCGUUCUGCCUAUUGAAGCUUUCGAGAAGAUCGCGAUUUGGAAAGCUGGUAACAUGCCUAUUCAGUAUCGCAGGAUCAAAUGCAUAAAGGAAGGAGGGGUUCGAUUUACCGUUAGUGGUUCGGGGAUAUUCAUGUCAGUGCUGAUCAGCAAUGCGGCCGGUGCCGGGGACAUAGUGGCGGUGAAGGUUAAAGGUUCAAGAACAGGAUGGCUUCCCAUGGGCAGAAACUGGGGCCAGAACUGGCACAUAAAUGCUGAUUUGAGGAAUCAGCCUCUUUCUUUCGAGGUCACCAGCAGUGAUAGGGUCACAGUUACAUCCUACAAUGUCGCUCCCAAGAAUUGGAAUUAUGGUCAAACUUUCGAAGGCAAACAAUUCGAAUCGUAAAUGUAACAAGAUACUAAAAUCCAAGUUAUUAGAAGAACCAUCCUAUUCAUUUGCCCUCUUAGGUUGGAAGAGGGUUUAUCAGUGGGGUUUCUGGUUGUGUGUUUGAUGCAGAGAGAGAGAGAGAGAGAGAGAGAGAGAGAGGUGUUGCUAGAAGUAAGAGCACAAAUGAUUUAGGGGAGCAAAUGGAAUUUUGUUUGUGAAGUGAAAUCGUAGUAGAUAUGGAUUUGCAGUGUAAAAAAUGUAAACUGAAAUUUGAAUUUUGCCAACUUCUAAAUUUA
This is a messenger RNA of Diospyros lotus (date-plum), 1184 nucleotides long. RefSeq names its product expansin-A13. The transcript has 2 exons. Bases 19 to 906 code for a protein of 295 amino acids. NCBI's taxonomy places the organism in Eukaryota, Viridiplantae, Streptophyta, Magnoliopsida, Ericales, Ebenaceae. The record is from RefSeq and is a predicted model, not a curated record. Gene Ontology annotation, cellular component: extracellular region. Gene Ontology annotation, biological process: plant-type cell wall organization.